ACCACUAGCGCGAGUUGGUUUGUACGUUUAGUGGAAGAAAAAAUGGAAAAUAUAGCGCGUACUCAUGAAGAUAUCGAGGCGCAAAUCUCUGACAUUCAGGCGAAGAAGAGUGAAAUAGCCAAAACCACUGCAGCGGCGGCGGGCGUGGGUUUGUUGGACAGUGGCGGCUUCUUCGACACUGACUUGUAUGAUGAUGAGGCGGUGAAGGGAAAGGGACGCUACGAGGGCUAUAAUACAUCAAUAGCAGCCAACGAUGAGGGCGACGAAGAUGAAGAUGAUGGAUUUCCAGUGCCGCAAAAGCGCACUACAUAUACUGCACCAACAUCCGUGCUUAAGGAUGUUACACAGGGCAAGGAGGACAUUGAUCCGAUGGCCGAUAGAAGACGCCCUACAAUUGCGGAUCGUGAGGAUGAAUAUAGGCAGAAGAGACGACGCAUUAUCAUUUCGCCUGAGCGUGCUGAUCCAUUUGCCGAAGGUGGCAAGACGCCAGACGUGGGUUCUCGGACCUACACAGACAUCAUGCGGGAGCAGAUGUUAAAGGGUGAGGAAUCGGAGUUGCGUCGACGAAUUCUUGAGAAAUCCAAAGAUGGCACGCUGGUUAAGUCCUCAAAUGGCGAAUCAGCGCCCAAAGAAGGCGGGCGCAAACGUGGCCGUUGGGAUCAAACAGUGAGCGAUAGCUUUAUACCAGCCAAGGUGGCGGCUACGCCGAGCAGUGCAGCCACGCCCACUUGGGAAGAUAAAACACCGGGAGAUCAUCGUUGGGAUGAGACUCCUGGUCACAAAGGCAGUGAGACGCCUGGCGCCACUCCAGGUUUGAGCACACGCAUAUGGGACGCUACGCCGGCGCAUGCUAUGACACCGGGUCAUGAGACGCCUGGCCAUGAGAAAUCGGCGCGACGGAAUCGCUGGGAUGAAACUCCUUCGAAUGCCACAGAGCGUGAAACGCCGGGCCACAGCGGCUGGGCUGAAACCCCAAAACCAGAUCGCACGGGCAGCGGUGCAGGUGAGAGCAUUUCCAUUGAGUCAACGCCUGGUGCAUCAAAGCGACGCUCCAGAUGGGAUGAAACGCCGUCAAAUGCUACGCCCGCUGUAACUCCCACAAACAGCGCUAUGACUCCCAGCAUGACGCCUUCAAUGACGCCGCAUGCAACUCCCGGCCAUGUCACACCGAUGUUGACACCUGGAGGUAGUACACCAGUUGGUGUUAAGGCCAUGGCCAUGGCUACGCCCACUCCUGGCGCUUUAGCUGCCAUGACGCCGGAACAAUUACAGGCCUACCGCUGGGAAAAGGAAAUCGAUGAGCGCAACAGGCCUUACACUGACGAGGAAUUGGACCAAAUGUUUCCACCCGGCUAUAAGAUUCUGCCUCCGCCGGCCGGUUACGUUCCAUUGCGUACCCCUGGACGCAAACUAAUGGCCACACCGACGCCCAUUGCCGGCACACCGGCAGGAUUCUUCAUACAAGUCGAAGAUAAGAAUGCAAAAUUUAUGGAUAAUCAGCCGAAGGGUCAGAAUUUGCCGUUUAUGAAACCAGAAGAUGCACAAUACUUUGACAAGCUAUUGGUGGAUGUCAACGAGGAUACACUAUCGCCAGAGGAACUGAAGGAGCGUAAAAUCAUGAAAUUGUUACUGACUAUCAAGAAUGGGUCACCGCCGAUGCGCAAGUCAUCGUUGCGGCAGAUUACAGACAAGGCACGUGAAUUUGGCGCUGGGCCGCUCUUCAAUCAAAUUCUACCACUGCUCAUGUCACCUACACUCGAGGAUCAGGAGCGUCAUUUGCUGGUAAAGGUCAUCGAUCGUGUGCUCUAUAAACUGGAUGAUUUGGUACGCCCGUACGUACAUAAAAUUCUUGUUGUCAUUGAACCCCUGCUGAUCGAUGAGGACUACUUCGCGCGCAUCGAGGGUCGUGAGAUUAUUUCGAAUUUGGCCAAGGCGGCAGGAUUGGCCACCAUGAUUUCCACUAUGCGUCCCGAUAUUGACAACAUUGACGAGUAUGUGCGUAAUACUACGGCGCGUGCAUUUGCUGUGGUUGCCUCAGCUCUGGGCAUUCCCUCGUUGCUGCCCUUUUUGAAGGCUGUGUGUAAAUCGAAAAAAUCUUGGCAAGCUCGUCACACCGGUAUUAAAAUUGUUCAACAGAUUGCUAUCCUCAUGGGCUGCGCCAUAUUGCCGCAUCUGAAGGCGCUCGUAGAGAUUAUCGAGCAUGGCCUAGUGGAUGAGCAGCAGAAAGUUCGCACCAUUACGGCGUUAGCCAUUGCAGCUUUAGCCGAAGCUGCGACUCCCUACGGCAUUGAAUCGUUCGAUUCGGUGCUUAAGCCUCUGUGGAAGGGUAUACGCACACAUCGCGGCAAGGGUUUGGCGGCCUUCCUCAAGGCCAUCGGUUAUUUAAUUCCACUCAUGGACGCCGAAUAUGCCAACUACUAUACACGUGAGGUGAUGUUGAUUCUCAUCCGUGAAUUCCAGUCGCCCGACGAAGAAAUGAAGAAAAUUGUGCUCAAGGUGGUGAAGCAAUGUUGCGCCACAGAUGGUGUGGAGCCGCAAUAUAUCAAGGAGGAGAUUUUGCCGCAUUUCUUCAAGUUCUUCUGGAAUCAUCGUAUGGCCCUGGAUCGGCGUAACUAUCGCCAGCUGGUAGACACUACAGUGGAGAUUGCCAACAAGGUGGGCGCAUCUGAGAUUAUCAAUCGUGUGGUUGAUGAUCUGAAGGACGAGAAUGAACAGUAUCGCAAAAUGGUUAUGGAAACUGUGGAGAAAAUCAUGGGAAAUCUGGGUGCAGCGGACAUUGACUCCCGCUUGGAAGAACAGCUUAUCGAUGGCAUUCUUUACGCAUUUCAGGAACAAACCACUGAGGAUGUGGUUAUGUUGAAUGGCUUCGGUACCAUUGUCAAUCAGCUGGGCAAGCGUGUCAAGCCGUAUUUGCCACAGAUUUGCGGCACCAUUCUAUGGCGAUUGAACAAUAAAUCUGCCAAAGUCCGUCAACAGGCGGCAGAUUUAAUCUCGCGCAUUGCCGUUGUGAUGAAAACCUGUCAGGAAGAGAAGCUUAUGGGCCAUUUGGGCGUUGUGCUAUACGAGUAUUUGGGUGAGGAGUAUCCCGAAGUACUGGGCAGCAUUCUGGGCGCUCUCAAGGCAAUUGUUAAUGUCAUUGGAAUGACGAAAAUGACGCCACCCAUUAAAGAUUUAUUGCCGCGUCUAACACCCAUUCUAAAGAAUCGUCACGAGAAGGUGCAGGAAAACUGUAUCGAUCUCGUGGGACGCAUUGCAGAUCGUGGCCCCGAAUAUGUGUCGGCACGUGAAUGGAUGCGCAUCUGUUUCGAGCUGUUGGAGUUGCUCAAGGCCCAUAAAAAAGCCAUUCGACGCGCCACAGUCAACACAUUUGGCUACAUCGCCAAGGCAAUUGGACCGCACGAUGUGCUCGCAACGCUACUGAACAAUCUGAAGGUGCAGGAGCGACAAAAUCGUGUGUGCACCACCGUAGCCAUUGCCAUUGUGGCCGAAACCUGUCGUCCCUUCACCGUCCUGCCAGCUCUUAUGAACGAGUAUCGUGUUCCCGAGCUGAACGUGCAGAAUGGUGUCCUCAAAUCGCUGUCCUUCUUGUUUGAGUACAUUGGCGAAAUGGGCAAGGAUUAUAUAUACGCAGUGUGUCCUCUGCUGGAGGAUGCGCUCAUGGAUCGCGACCUUGUGCAUCGACAAACAGCAUGCGCGGCCAUUAAACACAUGUCCCUGGGCGUCUACGGCUUUGGCUGCGAGGAUGCGCUCACCCACUUGCUUAACUAUGUGUGGCCGAACAUCUUCGAGACAUCACCCCACUUGGUGCAGGCCUUUAUGGACUCUGUAGAUGGUCUGCGCGUCUCACUGGGUCCCAUCAAAAUACUUCAAUAUACGCUCCAGGGUCUCUUUCAUCCGGCACGCAAAGUGCGCGAUGUCUAUUGGAAGAUUUACAACUCACUCUACAUUGGCGGUCAGGACGCGCUGAUUGCCGGCUAUCCGCGCAUCACCAAUGAUCCAAAGAAUCAAUAUGAACGCUACGAACUGGACUACAUGCUUUAAAGCCACUAAACAGCAACGCGUCAUGACCUUUUCAAUUAUGAUUUUAAAAAAAUGCAAAGUAAUAAGAAAUACAAUAUACGAGCGAUGACAAGAUAUCAUGCACCAUCAUCAUGAA
Molecule: messenger RNA, 4156 nt
Organism: Scaptodrosophila lebanonensis
Lineage: Eukaryota; Metazoa; Arthropoda; Insecta; Diptera; Drosophilidae
Gene: Sf3b1
Product: splicing factor 3B subunit 1
Exons: 3
Coding region: 43-4041 (1332 amino acids)
Biological process (GO): spliceosomal complex assembly
Cellular component (GO): U2 snRNP; U12-type spliceosomal complex; U2-type prespliceosome
Molecular function (GO): mRNA binding
Source: RefSeq, a predicted model, not a curated record